AAUGGCUUAGGAGAGAGACAUACAUUAGCAAAAGAAGGCUACUCAAGUUCAAAGGGUACUCAGGUUGUUUUGAAAGGUUUUGAGAGAACUCUUUCUGCCAGUAUAAAAAGGCUGAUUUGAGACUUAUUACCAAGCAGUGACUGCAUUGUGGACUCAUAGACCUUAGACUUCAUACAGACUGUAACCCAAGCUCAGGAUCGAACUGAGGACCCUAGAGCAACACCGCCCAGAAAACAGACUUUAGAACUGUGAAUGUACAAAGAAACAACUCCAAUAAAAAUCUUUUGCCCUCUGCGCCACCAAGAGUCGUUUUACCCCUGUAACUGAAACCUGCAGCACCCAGUACUGUUCCAUAACAAUUACUUCAGUCUCUUUCAUGCCCUCCCUUAGCAUUUAUCUCUCCCGUGGAGAGGUAUCCUCUCUAACAACACGCACAGUCAACAUCGUGAGAGUGAAGAAAGCUCCGAAUUGGUCAAUGGACACCAAGGGACCCCUCUGCUUUGUCAUGUACUAGGUCAAUCCCUGAAGUUCAUUCUGAGAUAACACAACAUGCUGACAAAAGCUAUGCACAAAAGACACGGUUCUAUUAUAAAAGCAUUAUGGGAACCUCUGGUAGUCCUAUCGGCACGUAUCCUAAGCGGUUGAUGACGACUGUGUGUGCAGGUGCUAACGAUAUGGCUCAGGACUGGGGAGUAGUGAUCCUUGUCCUAACUAUGAUGAUCCAAGUCUCGUUGACCCAAAGGAUCAUUGGGGGCCAAGAAGUCGUGCCUCAUUCCAUCAAGUACCAAGCAUCUCUUCAGUUUGAGAAAAAUCACUAUUGUGGAGGCAUACUGAUCCACCAGCAAUGGGUGGUGUCUGCUGCCCACUGUUGGAGACCGAGCAGCAUCAUUCAGGUGGUUCUGGGUGCACAUAAUCUGGAAGCUGAGGACGGAUCUGAGCAAGUUUUCAACGUGUCCAAAAUCAUAUCCAACCCUACCUACAACCCGAAAACAUACAAUGGUGACCUCAUGCUUCUGAAGCUGAGCCACCCGGCUGUUCUAAACGCCUAUGUCCAGCCGGCUCACCUCCCGGAUGAGAGCACGCCUCCGCUAGAUGUUGGAACCACCUGCACAGUGAGCGGCUGGGGCGUCACACGCAUCUACAGCUUCUACCUGUCUCCUGUGCUCCGUGCUGUGGAUGUGGACUACAUCCCCAACUGCCAGUACUACUACUCCUUCAGGGUCAAUGAGAACAUGAUAUGUGCCGGAUCUCGCUUUGGUGGCAAAGAUUCUUGCCAAGGUGAUUCGGGGGGACCGCUCAUGUGCAAUGGCUUUCUGGAAGGCAUCGUGUCCUGGGGAAUAGGCUGUGCCAAUCCCUACUACCCAGGAGUCUACACCAAAGUGAGGAACUACAACAAGUGGAUCUCUGGGAUCAUCACAAGUGACAAUCAGUCCUAAAAAAAUAAUCAGGAAAAAGGUUUUAGUUUCAGACUUUUUGCAUGUAGAAGACAAUACGCUGGAAUCAAGUUAAUUUAGCUUGAACUUGGGAAGAAAACAGCCGUGGCGUAUAUCCACAUGCAUAAUUCAUUAACUAAUUAAAGGCUAGUGAGUUCUGCUGACACAGCAGUGUCUAGAUUAAUGAUCAUAUAACAUCUAAGCACAUUUUAAUUGAAUCCUUCUCUGUCAUCUGUCAUACGCCUGCUUUAAUUUGUCAACAAUAUGUCUUUUUUUUAUAUACCAAUUUUGGCAUAAAGCUGAAUAUUUGUAAUUGAUUAUUGUUUAUAUCUCAGAAUAGUAUAAAUAAAGGUGUUAUUUAGAAGUAUUGAAGGAGGAAAAAUCAUGUCAUGGUGGUGCUUUUCAGUGGACACACACACACACACACACACACACACAUUCAUUCAUUCACAUGUAAAGCUUUGUAUGGGAUGUUGAGUAUGUGGGAGCUGGAACACAUUCACUGGAUGUCAUUAUAAUCAGCUCGAGAAUUUGCCUACCCUCCAUACAGCAAGUUUAGAGUAGGAGUAAUGGAACGUUUGGGGUUUUUUCUUUACACUCACUCGUCACAGAUGGACUCAACGAGUUCAAUUAAACAUUGUAGGACAAGUCUAAAUCGAAUGAAGCUAACAUAACUGUGGCUUCAGGGCUUUCCCGAAAGUCUGUCCAUAAAGGAUGUGCAUUUUCAUCAAUGCAAAAGAGUAAUAAUAAUUCUGAUUUCUAAUCAUUAACAUGGUGUUUCUUGAGCUGAAGAAUUUAAACAUGUGUGUACUGUUUGAGUGUUAAUGAUAAACGUGCAUCGGCCAAAUUAAGGUCAUCCCAGUGCUGAUUCAGUUACACAGUGGGUUCACUGUGAGUAAAAGGCUGAGCAAGCAGGCGAAAAUACAACACUGUUAUAUAACUACUGUUAUCAUUUUAAUAAAAGCCAUCAUCUAUAAUCACAUUUUUAACUGUCCUCAGUAAUCUUGUAGAGCCACUUUUUUUUUACCUUUUUUUUUUUGGUGCAAACUGUCUCAUAUCAGAUUGUAAUCAGAGUUUUUUUUUUUUUUUAACCACAACCUUAACUAUGACAGACAGUCACCAGAUCCAAUUCAAACAAUCAUAACCUUUACUGGCACAGAGAGUCCAUUUUUAGCCAAAUGAGACAUAUCUACAGUUAUAUUAUAAACACCAGUAUUAUGUACAGUUGAAUAUAUGUAUAUAUACCACAGCACUGUUGAAUUCUCAAAUCUGAUUGGUCAGACGAUGUGCUUAAUCUUGUAUAACAACAGCUCUGACAAUAGUUCUAGCUACAAAGCACAGGUUUAUAUUAAUUGCACUCGUUCUAAUAGGUUACGUUUCUAUAGUAACGAGGACUAAAGGACUUUUAUGAUGCUUGUUCCACAUACUCAAAAUGUAAUAAUACUUUUUUUUUAUUGCUGUCAUUUAAUAACUAAAUGAUGCUUUCUGUAAACAGGUGAUUGUUGAGCAUUUUUGGAAGGAGUCUCCAGCGUAAAAGCAUUGUAACAAUCAGAGGUAGAACUGUAGCUUUACGUUUUCCACUCCGAGAAAGUCUUCAUUACUGUUUCUUGGUAACAAACUGCAUUUUUUCCACCACUUUUUCUUUCUUUCUUAUUAACCGCCCAGUUAAUAAGUGAGUGAACGUGUGUUUAUAGCUGCUAUAAUGCUAUAAAGGGAUAAUAGGAACUUGUGUUGUGGAUGUUCCACAACAUUAAAAGUAACUACAUGUGUCGUUCUAUAAAACGUACAAAUGUAAUUGGAAAAUAAUCAACUUCAGGAUGGUAAGAGGGGUGAACAUCCAGGCUAUAGUCAGCCAUUAUAUGGAAGCAUAUAAUUCACCGGGUGUCAAACUCAAAUGGAUUUAAGUGAAUUACUAUGUAUGUAUAUAUAUAAUAUCUGAGGUAAAAUUCAGUGAUUUACACUUAUUGUAUUAUUGUGGGGUGUUAAAUAUUAAGAUGAAAUAAUUUGAUAGUACAUCAAAAUAAUGGGAUUAUACCCCCAAAAUGAUUAGCUGUUAAGUCAAAAUAACAACAUAAUAUCUGGAAAUAAUAAGUUAUUAAGUUGGAAUGAUGAGAAAUUUAGUUGAAAUAAUGACAUUCAUCAGUCUCUUUACAACUUAGACACAGUAAUAAUAGAAAAACAACUGUUGGGAGUAUAAACACUUCCCUCAGAUGUGUUGGCAAAUUCAGAUGUGUUUACUCGAACUUCUCAGGGUUCUUCCCUAUGGAAAACCAUCCACAUUGUGCCACAAUUUAUUAACUGUAGUAGACAAUUUUGACUUUGAGUCUAGAAAAUUUUAACACAAACACGUUAAACACUUUUUUUUCUGUACAAUACACAAUAGCAUAAUUUCCACUUUGAGUGCAAUGAUGCAGAGAGGAAUGUGGAGGAUGUGAUGAGUUAAAGCUUGUGAAAACAUAAUGUUCUUCACAGGAAGUACAGCCUCUGUCGGACCUUGUUCGCAAAUGUGAGUGACCUUAUGAUAAUUAACUCAAGUCAGCUAACAAGCUUUUCUUGAGUCUUUCUCUGCCAUGUGUCUAGUUAUUUAUACGGAUUUUGUACUGUAAUUUCUAAAUGGCCACUAUUUAACCACCAAUAUUAUUAGGUGUGUAUAACUUAUAAAGGCAUGUUUGACGAGAUGCCAUUAUGUAGUCAAACAUCAAACUGUUUCAACAUCCACAGAGAAAUGUGACAUUGCAAUUCUUGUAAUCAUUACAUUGUCUGCAUGCAU
Messenger RNA from Ictalurus furcatus (blue catfish), 4203 nucleotides. Its product is annotated as trypsin. Gene Ontology annotation, molecular function: serine-type endopeptidase activity. Lineage: Eukaryota; Metazoa; Chordata; Actinopteri; Siluriformes; Ictaluridae. Gene Ontology annotation, biological process: proteolysis. The coding region runs from base 600 to 1436 and encodes 278 amino acids. The record is from RefSeq and is a predicted model, not a curated record. The transcript has 6 exons.